This is a messenger RNA of Puma concolor (puma), 1554 nucleotides long. It is a transcript of the gene USP30, whose product is annotated as ubiquitin specific peptidase 30. The record is from RefSeq and is a predicted model, not a curated record. Gene Ontology annotation, cellular component: nucleus; cytosol. Gene Ontology annotation, biological process: protein deubiquitination. Gene Ontology annotation, molecular function: cysteine-type deubiquitinase activity. NCBI's taxonomy places the organism in Eukaryota, Metazoa, Chordata, Mammalia, Carnivora, Felidae.
AUGCUGAGCUCCCGGGCCCAGGCGGCGAUGACCGCGGCCGACAGGGCCAUCCAGCGCUUCCUGCGGACCGGGGCGGCCGUCAGAUAUAAAGUCAUGAAGAACUGGGGUGUUAUAGGGGGACUUGCUGCUGCCCUUGCCGCAGGGAUCUAUGUGAUUUGGGGUCCCAUUACAGAAAGAAAGAAGCGUAGAAAAGGGCUGGUGCCCGGGCUGGUCAACUUAGGGAACACCUGCUUCAUGAACUCCCUGCUGCAAGGCUUGUCUGCCUGCCCCGCUUUCAUCAAGUGGCUGGAAGAGUUUACCACCCAGUACACCAGGGAUCAGAAGGAGCCCCCCCCACACCAGUAUUUAUCCUUAACCUUGUUGCACCUCCUCAAAGCUUUGUCCUGCCAAGAAGUUACUGACGAUGAGGUCUUAGAUGCGAGCUGCUUGUUGGAUGUCUUAAGAAUGUACAGAUGGCAGAUCUCUUCAUUUGAAGAACAGGAUGCCCACGAGUUAUUCCACGUCAUUACCUCGUCCUUGGAAGAUGAGCGGGACCGGCAGCCCCGGGUCACACAUUUGUUUGAUGUGCACUCCCUGGAGCAGCAGCCAGAGAUAACUCCUAAACAAAUAACCUGCCGUACGAGAGGGUCACCUCACCCCACGUCCAAUCACUGGAAAUCCCAGCAUCCCUUCCAUGGAAGACUUACGAGCAACAUGGUCUGCAAACACUGUGAGCACCAGAGUCCCGUUCGAUUCGAUACCUUCGAUAGCCUUUCACUGAGUAUUCCAGCUGCCACAUGGGGGCAUCCACUGACCCUGGACCACUGCCUUCACCACUUUAUCUCAUCAGAAUCAGUGCGGGACGUCGUAUGUGACAACUGUACGCAGAUUGAAGCCAAAGGGACGUUGGAUGGGGAGAAGGUGGAACACCAGAGGACCACCUUUGUCAAGCAGCUGAAACUAGGGAAGCUCCCUCAGUGUCUGUGCAUCCACCUGCAGCGGCUGAGCUGGUCCAGCCACGGCACGCCCCUGAAGCGCCAUGAGCACGUGCAGUUCAACGAGUUCCUGAUGAUGGACAUCUACAAGUACCACCUCCUGGGGCACAGACCCGGGCAGCACAGCCCUAAACCCGGCGAGAGCGCGGGGCCCUCGCUCGACCUGCAGGACGGGCCGGCCGCCCCCAGAUCAGUUUUGAAUCAGCCAGGGGGUCCGAAAACACAAAUUUUUAUGAAUGGCGCCUGCUCCCCAUCUUUAUUGCCUACCCUGCCAGCCCCAAUGCCCUUCCCCCUCCCAGUUGUUCCUGACUACAGUUCCUCCACGUACCUCUUCCGGCUGAUGGCGGUUGUCGUCCACCAUGGAGACAUGCACUCAGGACACUUCGUGACUUACCGACGGUCCCCUCCUUCGGCCAAGAACCCUCUCUCCACCAGCAACCAGUGGCUGUGGAUCUCCGAUGACACCGUCCGCAAGGCGAGCCUGCAGGAGGUGCUGUCCUCCAGCGCUUACCUGCUGUUUUACGAGCGCGUCCUUUCCAAGAUGCAGCACCAGGGCCGGGAGUACAGGUCGGAGGAAUGA